ACAAGUUAUCUUUGAUCACAAAAGUAUAGUAGAUUGUAACAGAAUUUGGCUUCCUUUUUUAUUCACAGUAGAAGAUUUGCAUGUUUGACCUGGUGGAGUAAUUGGGCCCACAGCAACCUGGGCGUGCCUCUCUGAGAAACAUUUAGUUUCAUGUAUGACUCAUAAGCUGAAGCACAGACACCACUUCCCCAAUCUACAGUAGCCAUUUUAACUGCACAAAACUCCUGGAUUUCUUGUUACUGUCUAGCUUUUGGGACCCUGCAAGCAACUUAGAGCAAGUGGUUUCUGGAUUACAAGAGUAUUCAAGAAGGACUUUCUUAAUUUAUCUCUCUGUGAAGAAUAAAAUCCAGGAAGACUGUACAAGAAUUUGGACACCUGAGUAAUUUCAAGGCCUUCUGCCCCACACAACUUGUUCUUGAUAUAAACAUCUGUUUCUUUACACGGAAGGAGCAUUUUUUUCACAUGCAGAACUGAGAUCUUGGAAUGCUUUAUUAUGGCAGCAGCUGUGCAACAGAAUGAUCUCAUGUUUGAAUUUGCCAGCAAUGUCAUGGAAGAUGAGCAACAGCUGGGUGAUCCAUCAAUCUUUCCUGCUGUUAUUGUGGAACAUGUACCUAGUGCAGAUCUCCUGAACAAUUACUCUGGUUUAUCAUGUGUUGCUGAACCCAGUGACAUGAUAACAGAGAACUCACUGGAUGUUGCAGAAGAAGAAAUUAUAGAUGAUGAUAUCACUCUUACAGUUGAAGCAUCCUGUCAUAAUGAAGAUGAAACAAUGCAAACCAUUGAAGCUGCUGAGGCCCUUCUUAAUAUGGAUUCCCCUGGCCCAAUGCUGGAUGAUAAGAGAUCAACGCAUAUGUUUGAGGUGGAAGAUGAUGUUGACAUAGGCCCUAUUACUCAUGUGUCAGUCACACUGGAUGGGAUCCCAGAGGUGGUGGAGGUUCAUCAGAUCCAAGAUGCAUUUGCUGAAUCACCAAGCACUCUGGCACUUGAGCAGCCAAAAAAGAAAAAAGGGAAGAAACCCAAAGUUCAACGCCCAGAGUCUCCUACUCUAACUCCAAACAUAUCAGUGAAAAAGAAAAACAAAGAUGGGAAGGGAAACACAAUUUAUCUUUGGGAGUUUUUACUAGCACUGCUGCAGGACAAGGCUACUUGUCCUAAAUACAUUAAAUGGACUCAAAGAGAGAAGGGCAUUUUUAAGCUAGUAGAUUCCAAGGCUGUGUCAAGGUUGUGGGGAAAGCACAAAAACAAACCUGAUAUGAAUUAUGAAACCAUGGGCAGAGCUCUCAGAUAUUAUUACCAAAGAGGCAUUCUGGCCAAAGUGGAGGGACAGCGUUUGGUGUAUCAGUUUAAAGAAAUGCCGAAAGACCUCAUUUACAUAGAUGAUGAUGAUCCAAGUUCGAGUACGGACUCCCCUGAUUCAUCUUUACACUCAGCACCUAUUGCUAAUAGAAACCAAAUGGGUAGGUCCAAAGAAUCAUCAAACACAGGUCAAAGAGGAACAUCUACUGCUGUUUUAAAGAUUCCAGUCAGCUCAAAGUCUACCAGACUUAAGCAUCCUAUUGAAACUGUACAACAGCAGCAACUACCUAGCAUGACAUCAGAAGUGUUGAGGACGAUACCGCCUAGUCAACCAGUACAUCCAACUCAGCUUUAUCGGACAGUUCAUUUAAUGCACCCAGUACAAUCCAUUCCAGAUGGACACACAGCUGUAACCAGUAACAUGAUGGAUGAGACACUGAAUCCUUCCGUUCAAAACAUAAGGACUAUCCAUGCCCCUGGCCAAGUUCCCAUCGUUGUGUCACCUGGGAACCAGCAGCUGCAUACAGUAACACUCCAGACAGUGCCUCUGACAACAGUGAUAGCCAGUGCAGAUCCAGCAUCUUCAACAACAUCUCAAAAGUUUAUUCUACAAGCCAUCCCAACUUCACAGUCCAUGACUGUGCUUAAAGAGAACAUUAUGCUACAGUCUCCUAAAUCAGUCUCUCCUCCUUCAUCCAUUGUCUUCAGUCCUGCUCAGGUUCAUCAGGUUCUCACUAACAAUGUGCAGACAAUUUGCAAUGGAACAGUCAACAUGGCUUCUUCUCCAUCCUUCAGCACUGCUGCCCCUAUGGUAACUUUUACAUCCAGCAGUUCACAAGUAGUUGCUCAACCAUCCAACACAGUAAUUACUUCAGUCAUUAAAGCACCGGAAACUAAACCAACUAUUAUACAAGGGGUGAUAAAAUCGGAGGCAGAGGAUAGGCCAGUGGAAGAAUGCAAACAGUCAGAGCAAAGUUUCCAACAGCAGCCCUUUGUGGUGAUGAUAUCCAAUUCAAAUGGAUUGCCCUCUUCUGUGCAUAUUAAACAAGAAAGUGAACAGUUGGAACCAAGUUCAUAUGAGUAAAUCAAUAGGGAAUUAACUAUGUGGAUGGCCGUUUUUCUUAAUAUGAUGGGACUUCAUCUGCUGUGUAUGUAUCACUUGAUUCCAAAGCAAGCAUUACAUAGCUGUUAUAAUUUCUGCAAUAAAUUUAGAAUACUGUAGAUUUAAUUUCAAUGUUUUGUUUGCUAAAUGAUAUAAAAUAUUGAUAAUUUUCAAAAUGCAAGCAUGAAGGAACAUGGUGUUUAUCUUUUUUAGAUCACUGUCCAAAAAUUCUAUAUUACAUAUACUUCAUGCAUUACUUGUUUAUCUUGCACAAUAAUGUAAUCAUUGCUGUAAUUGGUGCUUUGAAAUAAUAAAUUUCCACAAAGGUGUGUUUUCAUUCCA
Messenger RNA from Rhineura floridana, 2740 nucleotides. RefSeq names its product E74 like ETS transcription factor 1 (gene ELF1). The transcript is spliced from 10 exons. Lineage: Eukaryota; Metazoa; Chordata; Lepidosauria; Squamata; Rhineuridae. Bases 494 to 2380 code for a protein of 628 amino acids. Gene Ontology annotation, biological process: cell differentiation; regulation of transcription by RNA polymerase II. Gene Ontology annotation, molecular function: DNA-binding transcription factor activity, RNA polymerase II-specific; sequence-specific DNA binding. Gene Ontology annotation, cellular component: nucleus. The record is from RefSeq and is a predicted model, not a curated record.